Molecule: messenger RNA, 1358 nt
Organism: Salvelinus namaycush (lake trout)
Lineage: Eukaryota; Metazoa; Chordata; Actinopteri; Salmoniformes; Salmonidae
Gene: slc25a15b
Product: solute carrier family 25 member 15b
Exons: 8
Coding region: 147-1055 (302 amino acids)
Biological process (GO): mitochondrial L-ornithine transmembrane transport
Molecular function (GO): L-ornithine transmembrane transporter activity
Source: RefSeq, a predicted model, not a curated record
CGAAACCCACGUUUGAAUGAGAUGGCCUUGGAUGCUGUGUCUCUAGCAACCUGUUAUACGUAGCAUCAAAGAUUGGCAUUGCAGUAGGAGCUGUACCCAUAAUAAAGGAGGAACCCUUCUACAGGUAGUUCCAGAUCUCCAUCGCAAUGGCCCCACACCCAGUGAUGCAGGCCAUCAUUGACCUCUCAGCUGGAGCUAUAGGAGGUACAGCAUGUGUGCUGAGCGGUCAGCCCCUGGACACAGCCAAGGUGAAGAUGCAGACUUUUCCCUCCUUGUACCGAGGCUUUGUCCACUGCUUCUCCUCCAUAUACAAACAGGUGGGUCUCCGAGGGCUCUACCAGGGUACCAGCCCAGCCCUGAUGGCUAACAUCGCUGAGAAUUCUGUCCUCUUCAUGAGCUAUGGAUUCUGCCAGGAGGUGGUUCGCACAAUGGCAGGACUGGGAACUGAGGCUCCACUCAGUGACAUGCAAAAAGCAUGUGCUGGGUCGGUAGCAUCCAUCUUCUCCUCUCUGGUCCUGUGCCCCACUGAGCUGGUCAAGUGUCGUCUUCAAGCCAUGUACGAGAUGGAAGCGUCUGGCAAGAUCGCAAAGGGCCAACACACGGUGUGGUCGGUGGUGAAGUCAGUGAUGAAGCAAAAUGGUCCUACGGGGUUCUUCACAGGCCUGACCACAACCAUCGCCAGAGAGGUGCCUGGGUACUUCUGCUUCUUCGGGGCCUACGAGCUCUGCCGAACCACGUUCGCUGACAACAUGAAGUGCAGCAAGGAGGACAUAGGAGUGGCCCCUAUUGUGUUCAGUGGGGGUUUCGGGGGUGCAUGCCUGUGGCUGGUGGUCUACCCCUUUGACUGUGUCAAGUCUCGCAUCCAGGUCAUGUCAAUGAUGGGGCGCCAGGAAGGUUUCUUCAAGACCAUGAUGACCAUCAUGAGGACGGAAGGUGUAAGGGCGCUCUAUUCUGGUUUGACUCCCACCAUGAUCCGCACGUUCCCCGCCAACGGAGCCCUGUUCCUGGGGUACGAGGCCAGCCGUAAGUUCAUGAUGAAACAGUUUGACAGCUGACCUGGUCCUCCUCCGACAACGAUGUCCCCCAUCUCUUUUUUUGCCUUGUCAUUUGUUCUGGUUAACCCUACUACGUUGUGUCGUUAACUUCCUACAACACUCCGAACUGGUUGAAAUGACCUGAUUUCAAUGAGUUCUGGUUGUAAGUGGGUUGAGCUUUGCCCGCUGGGUUGGCCUUGGAACCCACACUCCUCAGAGUGAAGCAUUGUGGCUAAUAUUAUGUUUUUAGAUACUUGACUUGAGUGUACAAAACAUUAGGAACCUAAUAUUGAGUUGCAUCCCCUUUUGCACUGAACAGCCUCA